UAUAAUUUUUCUUACCUAUUUAUUUUCAAUAUUAUUAUGAAUACAAAACUGCAUACAGGGUAUACAAUACAAUACACGCAUGUCGUUGGACAGCUGAUUUCCAAGUAUCAAUCUCCGGAUCAUUAUUCAUUAUUGUGAUCAACAUGGACCGUAGAUCGUAGGUGUCUUGAUCUCGGUUUUAUGUUGAUCGUAAAUCAUAGGAACUAAAUUACUAGUUUGAACUUUUAAAGGAAUUAAUAGGUUUGUUGGCUUAAUUGUUUGUACGUUUUCACUGUUGUAUCAAUCAAAUAUGUUAUAUUUGUAACAAUAAUUGUAGUAUCGGUUGACUCUUGCAUAUUAUAUUAUAAGAAAACCGAUUUUUACACGUAUUUUGACUGAUUAUUUAGAACACAAUGAUGGGCAUUCGUCAACCAGUUGUAAAGGACAUUGUUUCUGCUUUUGAAUCCUCUCAAAAUCAAUCAUGGUCUAUGUUUUGUAACAAAUUGGGUGGCAUUCCUGACAAAGACUAUAAAAGAAAAGAUUUUUUAAAGUCUGAAAACCCUAUAGAACUGUCAGAGGAAGAUGUGCCUGUAUUCGGAUUGAUUCCCCGUCUUGAAAAUCUGGUUCUAGUCUCUUGUACUAAAUGUUCAAUGGUAGUUAAGAGAGAUUGUAUACAUUUCCACUACAAUCGACGUCACAACAAUUCCCAAAAUGAUGAAUUUACAUUGGAACAAUUUAUGAUACCCAAUUUAAAAGCAAAUAAACAGAAAAGGCAAAAAUUUAAUGGUCGAAAGAUAAAAGGGAAAAAAGUUGUGGACUGCCACAGUGAGGAUUCUGCUGUACAAGAUAUAAAUACUGAAUUUAACCAAUUAGAUUUUAUGAGACUUCCAGAUUUAAAACCGGACAACAAUGAGAUUUCCUAUGAUAAUGAAUGUAGUAUGGAUAUGCCUAUAACAAUAAUUAAGACCUACGACCCUAAUACCGAUUGCGGUGUUCUUGACUGGGCUUUCAAACCAUGUACUCAAAGUUUAGCUCGAUGUAUCGAUCAUAAAAUCAAAGAGCGAAUGGCUGUUACUGGUCGCGAUAAAGAUUUUGAUCAACUAUUAGCUGAAUCGCUUGGUGUCACAACAGAAACAAAAUUUAACUACAAUAAUAUUUAUUCUAAUUUUAUUAAUGACGAAAAUAAUGAUGAAUAUUUAUCAAAGUUUAUUCCAGUAAGUUCGAAUACUAGAAUAAUUAAUAAUACACUUACACAAACAACAUUUGAUGAUUUCAAAGUUGAAUAUGACGAUGAUAGACUAUGGAAUUUUGAAGCUAUACCAAAAUAUGAUACAGGAUCGGUGUAUAGUCCAGACGGUAAAUAUGAAGAUUUACCAAGUAGUUUAAUGUCUUACAGUAGUAUUGAAAAGAGUAGUAAGGUUACAAGUGACUGUGAAACGUCCUUCAAGCCAACUACACCAGAACAAAAGAACAAAUACUUAAUUCCUUUUUAUACGGGUAGGCAAUAUGUUCAAAAUGCGCACUUUAAUCAUAGUGAAGUUAAUGGAUUGAUUUACAUGGAUAAAAAACACUUAAUGUGCAAAGCCCGUUUAAAAGAAAGUCUGGAUAUCAAAAAACAAAGUAGUAAGAAGCGUUACAAGUUUUCACAGAAAAAUAAUUUAGAAAUUAAGAUGAAAAAUCUUUUGAACAGGCCAGCAGGAGGUCAAGUUUUUGCUGAUAAAGAAAAUCGUAACCGCUGGAUUACAAGUUAUGAAGGAUUUAAAAAAAUUAAAAGGGUUGAAUUCGUAAUGAGAAAAAUUCCGCACUCCGAUGACUCGGACAAUAAUGAUGUGGAUAAAUAAUAAAUUUUAAUUUACUGUUAAAUUACUCUGUAAAGACUUUCUAUAGGUCUUAUUAUUUAUUUGUUCCUAAAUUAAAAAAUAAUAUUUUUUUCUUCUAAAUUUUAACUAUUGACAAUUAUGUUGCCUAGAAACUAAAUUUUUUUUGAUAUUAUUUUAUAAUAAAUAUAUAAUUUUAUACAUUCUUAUUUUUAUAAUUGCCGAAUUGUUUCUUUAUUGAUAAUGACAUCAAAUAGUACUGUUAUAGAAUCUGUAACAUCUGAUGUUGAAAGUGAAUUAUGUAAUUUAUCUUUGCCAUUAAUUAACAACUCGCCUAAUAGUAAUAAAAUAGACUAUAGUAGCGUUGUUCAGUGGAUCAACUCAUUCGAAUUCAGUCGGCCCAAGAGAAAUAUAGCUAGAGAUUUUUCCGAUGCAACAAUGGUCGCUGAAAUCAUCAAAUACUACUGGCCAAAGACAAUAGAGUUGCAUAAUUAUAUACCUGCCAGUUCAUUGUCAAAUAAGAUUUCCAAUUGGGAGACAUUAAAUAGAAAAGUGUUGAAAAAAUUGAAGCUACCUCUUACUAAAGUUACUAUUAAAAAACUAUCUAUGGCUGAUAUGGAUGCAGUGUGUCAAUUUUUAAAGUCUUUGAAGUGUUUAGUAGAAAAUGAUGAACAUGAAAAACUAAUAGAACUUGAAAAAAGUCAAACUUAUCCACUAUAUGUAAUAGACAAUGGAGAAAUGGUUCAAGUCACAGAGAACAAUACUUCAAGAAACAAAUAUUUAGACCAAGAUGUUGUACGUCUGAUAAAUAAGCUAAAGCUGAAAAUUGUCGACUUGGAACACAAAGUUGAUCAUUUAAGUACGUUGAUUCACGUUAAAGACAGAAGAAUAAACGAUUUACAAUUACAAUUAAAUCACACGAAAAAAGAAAAACAGUAAUUACAAUACAAUAAAUAGUUUUUGGAUUGGAUUAUAUAUUAUUAUUUAUGAUCUUUUUAAUGAGUUACAUUAAUAUUUCUCCGGUUUUGGCAUGUAUACACAAUUAUUAUUUAUUAGUAUACAAAACUUGAGUGCAUUUAUAAUGUACAUAAACAAUAAAGUAAAAACAUUCUUUCGAUAUUUAAUUUAUAACCUAA
This is a messenger RNA of Adelges cooleyi (spruce gall adelgid), 2932 nucleotides long. RefSeq names its product sperm flagellar protein 1-like. Gene Ontology annotation, cellular component: axoneme. Gene Ontology annotation, molecular function: microtubule binding. The transcript has 6 exons. Gene Ontology annotation, biological process: regulation of cytoskeleton organization. NCBI's taxonomy places the organism in Eukaryota, Metazoa, Arthropoda, Insecta, Hemiptera, Adelgidae. Bases 2040 to 2735 code for a protein of 231 amino acids. The record is from RefSeq and is a predicted model, not a curated record.